UUAUUGAAUCACGUGAUCUGAGUGAGAGUGUUAACUUAUAACACAUGAGAGUUGAAAGUUUCAACCACAGACCUAUAUAUACUAUAAAGGUCAAUGGUUUCAACGUUUGUGUCAAGUUUUUUUACUGGUGGACAUUGCUCUUCAAGAAACACAGGCGUCAAGAUAAUGGCCAGUAACACAAUUGAGUCGGUCAAAGAAUAUUAUGGCAAAAGUCUGAAGAAGACAGAGGAUUUGAAGACUGGAGCCUGCACAGCUCAGAAAGGAAAAUUUCCAAACUACGUACUCAAGAUCAGAGAACUCGUUCAUGACGAUGUGAAAACUAAGUACUACGGCUGUGGUCCAGUGUUUCCGCCGGGACUGCAAGAUGCCACAGUUCUUGACUUAGGCUCUGGAAGUGGACAAGACUGUUACAUCCUUAGUAAACUUGUGGGGUCAGAAGGUCAAGUAGUAGGACUGGACAUGACAGAUGAGCAGCUCAACAUAGCCAACCAAUAUAUUGACUUCCAUACCAAACUGUUUGAGUAUUCAAAGCCGAAUGUUAGCUUUGUAAAAGGCUAUUUGGAGUCCAUGGAAGAGGCUGGUAUAGAGAGCAACACCUUUGAUGUUGUCGUGUCUAACUGUGUUAUUAAUUUAUGUCAAGACAAAGCUAAAGUGUUGAAAGAGGCUUUGCGUGUGCUUAAGGAAGGUGGCGAGUUAUAUUUUAGUGAUAUUUAUGGAGACCAACAUUUGCCAGAGAAUCUUAAAGACAAUGAAGAACUUUGGUGUGAAGGUUUCACCGGAGCACUACAUUGGAAAGAUUUGCAUCGACUAGCUAAAGAAAUAGGAUUCAGUUCCCCGCGUCUAGUCACUGCCGGACUGUUUCCUGUACAAGAUGAGCGCUUCAAACAGUUUCUAGGUGACGCGCAGUUUGUCUCCGCCACCUACAGACUGUUCAAGCUUCCUCGAGACUUAAGGGAGACUACCACUGUGGUCUACAAUGGAGGUGUGCAAGGAUACGAGGAGGAGUUACCUUUUGAUUAUGCCAUUACAUUCAAGAAAGGUGAAGAAUGUCACGUCAAAGCGGAACUUGCUACCAUCUUGAAAUCUUCAAGGUAUAGCAAAUAUUUCAAUUUUACAGCCGGGCAGAAUGGACCAUGCAAAUGUUCCAACUUGGAAAAAAAUCCAUUUGAAUUUUGUAAGAUGCAAAUUGAAGAGAAAUCUUGUUGCUGAAUGAAGGAUAUAAUCAUGGAACUAUACAUAAUGAUUUCAUCUUGUUUAUUUUUGUCAUUACUUCUAUGUAUUUACAAGAGCGAUACGCUUACUAGUUAGCUUACUAUGAGGUACAUAUUAUUUCUAUACAUUGUUCAAUUUUUUAAAAUAAAGGUCAUUCCAUAAAAUAAAUAUUUAUAGUUGGACUCUUGAGUAUCAAUGUAAAUGUUAAUUGACUUCUUUGCUUUGUAUAUGUCUGUUGUUUAAAUUGGCUUUCUCUAAUUGUUUGUUCUCUAAUAUCUGCUACCAUACAAUUUUUUUUCUACUAUGACUUUGUUCGUAAUUGUGUAUUUAGGCUAACAUUAUAUUAUAUUAAAGAAUGUUUCUUAUUGUA
Biomphalaria glabrata is the source of this 1582-nucleotide messenger RNA. Its product is annotated as arsenite methyltransferase-like. The record is from RefSeq and is a predicted model, not a curated record. NCBI's taxonomy places the organism in Eukaryota, Metazoa, Mollusca, Gastropoda, Planorbidae. Gene Ontology annotation, molecular function: arsenite methyltransferase activity. Gene Ontology annotation, biological process: arsonoacetate metabolic process; toxin metabolic process. The coding region runs from base 94 to 1209 and encodes 371 amino acids. Gene Ontology annotation, cellular component: cytosol. The transcript is spliced from 10 exons.